Molecule: messenger RNA, 1480 nt
Organism: Amborella trichopoda
Lineage: Eukaryota; Viridiplantae; Streptophyta; Magnoliopsida; Amborellales; Amborellaceae
Product: putative long-chain-alcohol O-fatty-acyltransferase 5
Biological process (GO): lipid metabolic process
Source: RefSeq, a predicted model, not a curated record
AAAGUAGCCCCCUCCUCUCUCUCUCUCUGUAGCACAAACGUGUAAUCAAAGUGCCCCCCUCUCUCUCUAUCUCUCUUUCUCUAGAUAUUACGGUCUUCUUUACCAAAUAAAUUCCCUCUUUCCAUGCCCCCUAUAAAAAUCCUCCCUUAAAACCUCCAGCAAACCCCAAAAACAAAGCAGUUUCCAUUUUGUCUCUCAACAUUUUGACUCUCUUCCUCGCUAUUAGCUCUUCUGGAAGGAGGCAAUCCCAUCAUUAAUGGCGGAACUGAAGGCUCUGGUCCGCGUCUCCACCGUCCUAGUCCCCACCCUUGCCUACUCCUACACUGUGAUACCAAGACUAUCCCCGAAGAUCCCACGCCUCUUGGCAAUCUCACCCGUCCUUUACCUCCUCUUCAUCCUGCCCUGGCAAUUCUCCACCGUCCAUCUCCGAUCGAUAUCGGCCUUCUUCCUCACUUGGCUAUGUUGCUUCAAGCUCGUCCUCCUCUGCUACGACAUCGGCCCUCUCUCUCGACCCUGGAGCACGUCUUCCUUCAUCAACUUCGUGGCGGUGACGGCCUUCCCAAUCAAGGUCAAGGAAGGUGAUGUGCGAGAGACACAAAACAAGAAAAAAAAUGAUGAGAGUAGCAGGAAGAAAACACAACCACCCCACUGCGGCGGCCGCGGCGGCUACAUCUUCAAGACCGUCCUCAACCUUGCCAUAAAGACCUCUCUCCUAAUCCUCAUCAUCUUCCUCUACAACUACAAGCACUUCUACACAUCAACCACCCUCCUAAUCCUCUACUGCUUCCACAUCUUUCUCGCUCUAGAAGUCGUGCUAGGGAGUUGGGCGGUCAUGGCGAAGCUGAUAGUGGGUUCCCAAUUAGAACCCCAAUUCAACAAGCCUUACUUGUCAUCCUCCUUGAAGGAGUUUUGGGGUCAGAGAUGGAAUCUGAUAGUGACCAACAUGCUGAGGCCUACUGUUUACGAGCCAGUGCUGAACCUUUGGGGUGUCUCGGCUCGAGCCGGCAGGCCGCCUUUGGGUGCGAGAGUAGCCGCGCUGAUGGCCACAUUUGUGGUCUCAGGCCUAAUGCACGAGCUCAUGUUUUACUACAUGACUGGGGGCCAGAGACCAAGCUGGGAGGUCACUCUCUUCUUUAUAUUGCAUGGAUUAUUGACAGGGAUUGAGGUUGCCAUUGGGAGGAGGAUUGGGGAGAGUGCUUAUCCGAGAUUUCCAAAAGUGGUUAGGGUUCCAUUGACCUUAGGGAUUGUAAUUUCCACUGGUUCUUGGCUCUUCUUCCCACCAUUGACAAGGAGCGGGGCGGAUGUUAAGGGCAUUAAGGAGUUUGACCAGGUGGUGGAGUGGUCUAGGGAGUGGGUUGGGAAUAUGAGCUUUGUUGGCGCGUGGAGCAAAUGCUUCGGUGAUUGACUUUUUUUCGUUUCCCUUUUAUUUGGAUCUGCUGUACGGCCUGCUUUCUAUUCUAUUGUAUGGUCCUUACUUUUC